GCCCAGCCUGAGGGGAUGGCUUCAAAUGGAGCAUACCCAGUGCUGGGACCGGGCAUGACCGUGAACCCUGGCGCCUCCCUGUCUGUGUUCACGGCUCUGCCCUUUACCACACCUGCUCCCAGCCCAGCACACGGGCCACCCCUCGUGACUGCAGCGGUUCCUCCCGGCGGCCCUCUGGUGCUGUCUGCCUUCCCCAGCACACCUCUGGUGGCAGGACAGGAUGGUCAUGGCCCGAGUGGGGCCGGGGCUUCUAAUGUCUUUGUCCAGAUGAGGACAGAAGUGGGGCCUGUGAAGCCCCCUCAGGCACAGACCUUGGUCCUAACUCAGAACCCCCUUGUCUGGCAGGCUCCAAGCGCCCUCUGCGGAGGUGUCGUGUGUCCACCUCCCCUACUCCUGGCAGCUGCUCCUGUGGUGCCUGUUAUGGCUGCCCAGCUGGUUGGGGGCACCCAGGCCUGUGAGGGAGGCUGGUCCCAGGGCCAUCCUGUUCCACCACCACCACCACCGGCUGCCCAGAUGCCCCCCAUCGUGUCCCACGCUGGGCCAUGGCCACAGGGGGCUCAUGGAGAGGGCAGCCUGGCUCCCUCCCAGGCCAAGGCCCCACCAGACGACUCCUGUAAUCCCAAGAGUGUCUAUGAGAACUUCCGACUCUGGCAGCGCUACAAGCCCCUGGCCCGGAGGCACCUUCCCCAGAGUCCUGACACCGAAGCGCUUUCCUGCUUCCUCAUACUGGGGCUGACUGCACUGGUUUUGGCCCAGUUCUCCGAUCCUGGCCGGCGGGAAGCCACCAUGACGCUGGAGGAGGACCUUGCCACCAUGCACGAAUGGCAGCACACAAGCAACUUUGACCGGAUGAUCUUCACGAGAUGGCGGAAAGGACCCGCAGUCCCAGCCUCAGGACUCCUGCAUCUGGGCAUCAUCCCUGCCCCUGGGUUAUCUUUCAGGGACCCGCAGUCCCAGCCUCAGGACUCCUGCAUCUGGGCAUCAUCCCUGAUGCCGUCUGCCAUCAACCCCACCCCUGGGCAGCUGAAACCUGGAGGAGGAGUCCCCUGGGACCCUCCUGGACCUCGUGGCCCUGACUGGAGUCAGGAAGCCCCUUUGAUGCCAUGGGCUCUGCAGGGGCCGGGUGAGGGAGGGUUCCUGGAGUUCGAGGCUGAGGAGGAGAUGCAGAUUCAGAAAGCGCAAUGGAUGAAGGAGCCCCAGAGCCUGCCUCCUCCAGCCCCGCCGAGGCUUGAACCUCAAGGACCCCCAGCCCCUGAGGUGGCCAAGCAGCCAGUGUAUCUUCCCAGCAAGGCCGGCUCCAAGGCCCCGACUGCCUCCCUGCCACCACCCAGGCCCCAGAGGCCAGCAGAGACCAAGGCCCGCCUGCCACCACCCAGGCCCCACCGGCGAGCAGAGACCAAGGCCCGCCUGCCACCACCCAGGCCCCAGAGGCCAGCAGAGACCAAGAUCCCUGAGGAGAUCCCCCCAGAAGUGGUGCAGGAGUAUGUGGACAUCAUGGAGGAGCUGCUGGGGCCUCCCCUCGGGGCCACAGGGCAGCCCGAAAAACAACGGGAAGAGGGCGAAGUGGAGCAGCCACAGGAAGAGGAUUGGACACCCCCAGACCCGGGCCUCCUGAGCUACAUUGACAAGCUGUGUUCCCAGAAAGACUUUGUCACCAAGGUGGAGGCCGUCAUUCAUCCCCGAUUCCUGGAAGAAUUGCUUUCCCCAGAUCCACAGAUGGAUUUCUUGGCCCUAAGCCAGGAGCUGGAGCAGGAGGAAGGACUCACCCUUGCCCAGUUGGUGGAGAAGCGCCUCCUACCUUUGAAGGAGAAACAGCGUGCAAGGGCAGCCCCUAGUCAUGGCGUGGCCCGGUUGGACUCAAGUCCUUCUAAGUUUGCAGCUGGUCAAGGAACAGAGAGAGACAUCCCUGACCCCCAACAAGGGGUUGGCAUGGAAACCUGCCCACCCCAGACGGCUGCCCGGGACCCUCAGGGACGAGGCAGAGCACGCACUGGCAUGGCCAGGUCCAAAGACCCUGCGGUGCCUUUGGGAUGUCAGGAUUCCUCCGGGCUGAGGGCUGCUCGGUCAACCUCUCCUCCCCAGGACCACAGACCCACCUGCCCUGGCCUGGGAACCAAGGACGCCUUGGAUCUCCCUGGAGGGUCUCCUGUCAGGGAGUCACACGGACUGGUUCAGGGGUCAAGUGAGGAGGAGGAGCUCCCCAGCCUGGCCUUCCUCUUGGGUUCCCAGCACAAGUUGCUGCCCUGGAGGCUACCCCAGAGCCCUGUCCCUGCCUUGGGCCUUCUCAGCCCAGAAAAGUGGGGACCCCAGGGAGUUCUUCAGUCCCCAUCUGCUCGAAGAAGAGGCCUCAGCCUAGCACCCUCUCUUGCUACCAAGUCCAAGAAGCGACCUCUCUUCGAAAGCCCAUCCCCUGUGGAAAAGACACCCCACCCAGGGCCUGGGCUCAGGGUCUCUGGGGAGCAAUCCCUGGCUGGGGGGCUCGGUGGCCCCUCACAGUCUCAAAAGAGAAAGGGUGACCUCUUGGUCUCCAGGAAGAAGAAGAAGCGGCAUUGUAGCCAGUAG
Chlorocebus sabaeus (green monkey) is the source of this 2562-nucleotide messenger RNA. Lineage: Eukaryota; Metazoa; Chordata; Mammalia; Primates; Cercopithecidae. The record is from RefSeq and is a predicted model, not a curated record.